AUGGGGAAAUUGAAAGUGGGCAUGGUCUACGAUUGGAUUCGGCACAUGGCUCUGGUUAAACCAUGGGGAAAGUUAAUAUGGGCGACGUCGAUGACGCCCCAGCACUCAUUCGUUCUGUGGAUGGCUGCCAUGGAACGAAUGCAUACGAUGGACCGGAUGGAGUACCUCGAACUUGAUGACACUUGCGUCCUUUGUGACGUACAGAUGGAGAACGGGAAGCAUUUGUUCUUCCAAUGCAGCGUAUCUAGUGAAGUAUGGGACGGAAUCUGCGUACGGAUGGGUAUUGCUAGACGACCAACGACACUCAAGGCUGCCCUUAAAUGGCUCAAAAAGGAAGUCUGGGGCAACUCUUACCGAAGCAAAGCCAAAAGAUGUGCAUUGGCGAGCCUUGUCUACCAUCUAUGGGAAGCUCGCAACAAACGGCGGUGA
Molecule: messenger RNA, 429 nt
Organism: Erythranthe guttata (spotted monkey flower)
Lineage: Eukaryota; Viridiplantae; Streptophyta; Magnoliopsida; Lamiales; Phrymaceae
Source: RefSeq, a predicted model, not a curated record